GCGGACGUCAGUUAUUACCGCUCCAGUGCAACCAGAAACGACCAGUUCCUUCGGCAUGGCCUCGAGGAAGACCACGGCGCAUGCGACCGCACAAGACGAGGACGACGACAACAACAAUGCGACUACAAAUUGCAGCGAGCCCCGCAAGGUGAUCAUGCCCAAGCCUUGCCCCGACCUCCGCGUCCGGACCGGCGGCUUCCAAAAGAUCGAAGAGCGAACGUGGAACGUCAUGCGGUCGCGGCGCACGACGACGAUGCAGCAGGCAGCGACGCCCGAGCCGCUGAGCAACAACGACUAAGAUGACAAUCAGAUGCAUCUACGAACGGCAACUCGCUUGCAUCAUGCACGCUUGAGCGGCUGCGUGUACUUUGUGGCGCUGGCGAGGCCGCCAUGCUCAUUUCAACAAUACUGGCCAAUGGACGCCGCGUAUUUUCUAAAUAAUGGACCAAUCGUUGCGUUCUGUA
This is a messenger RNA of Saprolegnia diclina VS20, 464 nucleotides long. RefSeq lists its product as hypothetical. The transcript has a single exon. Bases 56 to 298 code for a protein of 80 amino acids. The record is from RefSeq and is a predicted model, not a curated record. Lineage: Eukaryota; Oomycota; Saprolegniomycetes; Saprolegniales; Saprolegniaceae.